Rhineura floridana is the source of this 2107-nucleotide messenger RNA. It is a transcript of the gene ODR4, whose product is annotated as odr-4 GPCR localization factor homolog. NCBI's taxonomy places the organism in Eukaryota, Metazoa, Chordata, Lepidosauria, Squamata, Rhineuridae. The coding region runs from base 460 to 1803 and encodes 447 amino acids. Gene Ontology annotation, cellular component: endomembrane system. The record is from RefSeq and is a predicted model, not a curated record. Gene Ontology annotation, biological process: intracellular protein localization. The transcript has 14 exons.
CGCCAUCAGGCGCUUCGGGUACUAGGUAGUGGGCGUCCUAUUGAGUGUGGCAUAUUUUCUUUAACGUUUUCCUAUGUGUCCGUUUUAGAAGGAGAAAUGGAAUGGAAUUUUUUUUACCUGGGUGGUUUAAGGGGGCUUGCCUUCACAAGGUAAGGAACAGGAGCGGUAGAAAGGAAUAUAAAGGACAAAAAGGGGAAAGGUUGGUACUGUAGUUAUAUUUUGGCCACACUCAAGAUGAUGAAUCUAAAAUGCAGAUUUUGCAUUGUGUCGUUCUGUCUCGGAUCUAUAUGCUUCGGUUACGUCAUUGAAGUGUGCCCUAUUUGGGAGGAGAGCUGCGGCGCUCAGAGAUGACGUGUGUCGGGACACAUCAGUCUGUGCAAAGCGAAGUUGCUGGCUGAUGGGUUUGGCGGGGAGACACGGUAAAGCAGCCUUGAGGAGGGCUAUUAAAUAUUUGCAACAAUGGGAAGAAGCUACUUUGUAGAAGAAGCUGUUGGACAAUAUCUAUUGGACCUUGCCACCAAGUCAAAGACACUUAUCACUGGCCUUUUGGUAGGGCAGUGCUCCCAGCAAAGAGACUACAUUGUCCUAGCUAUUCGAACACCUCCAAAAGAGGAAAGUAAAAGCAAUACAAUUCACCGAUCAGAUUUGUCUAAUAUUGAUGAGGAAUGGACAACAGCACACGCCAAUCAGGUGUCAAGAAUGCUUCCUGGAGGACUGCUAGUCCUUGGUGUUUUUACUGUUGCAGUCCCAGAGCUGUCAAAAGAAAUCCAAAAUACACUACGGAAGCUUGUUUUUUCAGUAGAAAAGUCUGUAGCUAGGAAGAGGUUGUGGAGCUUCUCGGAAGAAGAUGUGCCAGACAGAGUGGCUCUUCAUUUUUGUUCUGCUACAAAGAAAACACUUUGUCGCACUUAUGAUGUACAAGAUCCAAAGAGUGUUGCCAAGCCAGCAGACUGGAAAUAUCAGCAUGGCCUCUCCACUUCAUGGCUGUCUUUAGAAUGCACAAUUAAUGCUAAUAUACACAUCCCACUACCAGAGACCUUGGCCAGCCACGACCUAGAGAAAAAUACAAGGAAUGGAUUAGCACGAUGGGCCAAACAGAUAGAGGAAGCUGUCUUUUUGAUCAAUGGUCAAGUUAAAGAAGAAGAUGCUGACUUGUUGGAAGGGCAGAAAAAGUUUACAAGAGGAAACAUGCCAUCAGCUACUCAGAGCCUUGAUGUUAGAGUUUUAAUGCAGUUGUCACGAAAUUCAAACUCCAGGUCCACAGCAACAGUCCAGAUCUGCAGUGGUUCCAUAAAUCUUAAAGGUGCUUUAAAAUGCAAAGCUUACGUCCAUAAUAACAAGCCCAGAAUUAAAGAUGCUGUUAAGGCCUUGAAGAGAGACAUAAUAAACACUCUCUCUCAUCGUUGUGAAAUAUUAUUUGAAGAUCUGCUUAUCAGUGAAACACCAGGAAAGAAAAACUCUGAAAGGGAGUAUCACGCCUUGCCUUGCAGAGUGUUUGCCCCCAUUGCUGAGUCCAAUGUGUUGCUGUGUGAUUAUAAGUUUGGUGAUGAGACAGCUAGGGAAAUCCAAGAGCAUUUUCUUGAGAUGCUGGAUCAAGCUGUUCAAACAGAGGAUAUACAAACAGCUGAGGAAAUGAAUACAGUUGAAGUAACCCCACCAAAGGAAUUCCAGGAUGAUGUGCAACAGAAGCGGUUGACAAAAGAAACACUUCUAUUGAAAUUUCAUCAAAACAUAGGAGUGGUGAUAGCAGUGGCUGUCGCAAUAUCUGCAGCAGCCUUCUCCUUUAACUACUUCAGUGACUAGUCUUCAAAUAUUAAAAACCAUCCUGAAAACUCGAGCCACCACAGACAUCCUCAAAAGAACUCCCAAAACUGACUGCUUUAACAACCUAAUGUGUCACUCAGCAAUACCAAUUAGCUAUUCUAAAUAAUGAUCAUUUCUGCAUGCAGUAAUGCAGGCGGAAUCUUUUGUUUUAAGAGAAGGGAAAACAAACGCUGUCAAUUGACAGACAAUUUUUGUAAUAUAACAAUACUUUUCCGAAUUCAAGAUGAAUUUGUCAAAUGUCUACUUAACUUUCCUCUUACUAAUUAAAAGGACCAUUGUUAAA